Messenger RNA from Aedes albopictus (Asian tiger mosquito), 2274 nucleotides. RefSeq lists its product as uncharacterized. The record is from RefSeq and is a predicted model, not a curated record. The coding region runs from base 1 to 1815 and encodes 604 amino acids. The transcript has 6 exons. Lineage: Eukaryota; Metazoa; Arthropoda; Insecta; Diptera; Culicidae.
AUGAGCUUGCGGAACUCGAUUGGGCUGAGUAUUGUGAUUUUCCUGGUACUGCUCACCAACGAAAAAUGCCACUCUGCAAAUACGGAUGACUUGUCGGCCCAGUCGGAGAGAGAUGUUGUGGAAGCACUUGUAAGAAAGUGGGCCCCUUUGGUUUGGCUAGCGCCGAACGAGAAAUACCUACCUGGAUCGGUGUCCACGUUUUUGGAGCACGUGCACGCAGAGGAGGCCAAAAUCGUUACGGUCUACCCCGGUAACGAGAUAUCGGACGUAAGCGAGCUCAAUCAGUACGCUUACUACUAUGACAACGAGAACGAGCUGACCUACUAUGAUCCAACGGUGCGGCAGGCGCGUAACCGUAACAAGCGUAACUUUCGCGAUCCGGCCACUUCGUUGGAUCGAUUGUUUGAUCUACCGAUUGGCAACGAGUCCAAGAAUUGGUACCUGGUCACCAAUAACGACAUUGAAGAGCUGAUAGCCGAUAAGAGUUCGUUCAUCCACGGACAAAAUCCACAAAAAGAAAAUGUGCCAAUCUACGCGGUGGUCAGCAUGUGCCGUACGACGACCGCAUCAUCGUCCUCCAGCAGCGGCCUCGUCGUUGGCUCCCCGCCGUUGGGUGGCGUCGCGGCUGGGUCGUCUACGGUCACCGUGCAACCGCUACCGCUCUCGUCCACAGUGCCACUGCAACCACCGACGACGACUUUCCCGCCGACGCCACCGGCCGCUAUGCAUCAUUUUAGCCACAUUGAAAACGAAGUCGUCUACAACACCAUUGACCGAAUCGGUUACAAACGCCAACCGCAGUACUUCCCAGUCCACAAGAACAUCUUCGAACUGCAGCCGGAGCUGAAGCCGGACAUCAACAAAAUCGAAAAGAGCAUCCGCCUGAUACGGAAACGAAGACGCCGGCGGGGAAUUUCGAUCGUCGAUCCACCACCAUCCCGAGUGAAACCCGCCGAGGAGGACAGCACCGAAAGCCCCAGCAGCGCCGAAGAGUUGUUGUUCGAUCAGAGCAUCGAGGGUCGAGCAGAAGACGCGGACGAAGAAGAUAACAGUAGCAAUGAAAACGAGUCGGAUGAUUGGGAGACGAUCACCGAGCGUCGCGACGACAUCACCAUUCAGAACGGGGAGGAUUCAAACGAAUAUCCACACUUUCACGUCACCUACUGGAUGUUUUAUCCAUACAGCCAGGGUAAAGUAAUCUGCACGGUCAACCUGGGACCGUUGGGGCCAUGGCCGAUUCCCCUCAUAUUCGGGAUGUGUCUGGGGACGAAGAAGGAGUUUGGCAGCCACGUCGGCGAUUGGGAGCAUAUGAGUUUGUUCUUUCGAGGCAGGAAAGAACCUGACGAAAUGUAUGUCUCAGCGCAUGACGCCGGGGCCUUCUACACCUACGAACGGUUGACGGGGACGUUCGAGUACCGCAGCCAGGAAACGCGCAAGGGAAUACUGCAGAGGCCAACCUUCCCGAAGACGGUCAUCACCUCCGGGAAUCAUCCGGUGCUCUUCGCUGCCGAGGGAUCCCACGGCCUAUGGACCGCUCCCGGCAAGCACAAAUAUGUCCGCGUUCCCCGUUUGUACGACGUGAACGGUUUCGGAACACCGUGGACCACGUGGAAGAGCGUCGAUAUCAUCCACGAAAACGAUUCCAGGGGGCGAACCGCGCUGAACCCCAAGUGGCUCAAGUUCAACGGACGGUGGGGAAAUCCGAAAAAUCGAUGCCACCCGCUGAAGCGGAUAGGACUGCACAUCUGCGAACUGACGGACGGUCCAACGGGGAUUCCGCGAAAGAAGCCCCACUUCAAGUGCAAAAAGCGAUAAAUCUAGGAAGUGUGCACCACUUUUUCUCCGCCGUGCUAUGGAGAACUUAGACAAAUCUAUUUAUUUAAUAUUUUUAAUAAUUUAUUCUAAAACCCUCUACCCAUCGCCUGCCAUUCGAACGCAUUAUCGCCAAUCACUCGAUUACAUUCUACCGCAGAAAUCGUUAUUUAUUGAUUACUUUUAGUACUACUAACAUCCAUCAUCAUGUCCAUCGCCGCUGCAUACUCACUAACAUACCGAAUUUUCCGUAACUUAUUCUUUUAACUUUCCUAUCGAAUCGUUUUUCGUCUUUGCUUUUGAUUUUAUGUGCCGAAAGUCGGCAAACCCUACAAAACUUCAAUGUGAUUCGAGAAAGUAAUAUGUUCCCAGUAGUAUUCGAUAUAUCGACGCUAAAAUUGUACAUAAACUUGUUAUUUUUAUUGUUAUCGAACCAUAACAAAUAAUAAACCCAUGAAACGA